Molecule: messenger RNA, 1538 nt
Organism: Bombyx mandarina (wild silkworm)
Lineage: Eukaryota; Metazoa; Arthropoda; Insecta; Lepidoptera; Bombycidae
Product: guanine deaminase
Biological process (GO): guanine catabolic process
Cellular component (GO): cytosol
Molecular function (GO): guanine deaminase activity; zinc ion binding
Source: RefSeq, a predicted model, not a curated record
AUAAUGUACUUAGUUGAACAAAUUACACUACUGAUAAAGUUGAAAAAUAAUUACCUAUGUCAUCAUUCAUAAUUAUUAUUUCAACUAUCGCUAAUGUCAUAUAACUUGUAACUUUGUAAGUUUAAUUUACUGAAAAUAGAAAAAUGACCCGGAAACAUACCUUUGUUGGUGCUUACGCUCAUUCCGAUAACAAAAGACAACUUUCUGUAUGUUUCGGGUUUUUGACUAUUGAAAAUGGAAAGAUAACACAAAAAGGAUCAAUUGAAGAGUUUGAAGAGCUUCUCAGUUCUGGUAAAUUCAGUGAGCAUAUUGUAAUAAAUCUAAGUGAUAGUCAACUAAUAAUUCCUGGAUUUAUUGACUGUCAUAUCCAUGCUCCACAAUUCCCCAACAUUGGCCUCGGCUUAGACAGACCUUUACUUGAAUGGCUGGACAAAUAUACAUUCCCAUUAGAAAAGAAGUACAGUGACACUGUAUUUGCGAGUAAAGUCUAUGAUCAAGUUGUUCAAAGAUUGUUAAAAAAUGGCACAACCACAGCUUGCUACUUUGGAUCAUUACAUUUGGAUGGUACAUUAGAGCUAGUGAAGAGUGUCCUCAAGUAUCAUCAAAGGGCAUUUGUUGGAAAAGUCAGCAUGAAUUUACAGAAUGAUGCAGGAUACUAUAAUUCAACAGAAAAGGAAUUGCAAGACGCUGAAGAGUUUGUACAGAAAGUAUUAGACUAUAAAAAUGAGCUAAUUCAACCAGUUGUCACACCAAGAUUUGCUGUCAGUUGUGAUCAUCAACUGUUAAGUGGACUUGCAAUGAUCGCUAACAAAUAUGGUUGUAGUAUGCAGAGUCAUGUGUGUGAAAAUUUAAAGGAAAUAAAUUAUGUUUUGGAAAUAAAUCCACGCUGCAAAAGUUAUUGUGAGGUUUAUGACAAGAGUAAAAUUUUGCAUGAAAAGUGUAUAAUGGCACAUGCUGUACAUCUAACAGAUGAAGAAAUUGAUUUACUGUCAAAGAAAAGAGUCUCCAUAGCUCACUGUCCCGCUUCGAACACUCGCCUAAAGUCAGGCCUCUGUCCUGUUAGGAAGCUUCUGGACAAUAAUAUUAUCGUCGGUCUCGGGACAGACGUGUCCGGAGGCGACAGUGCGACAAUACUUGACGCCGUGCGCAGAACGAUGGAUGUGUCUACGUGCUUGGAACUACAAGGUGCCGAUAAUUAUUCACUCGAUUGGAAAGAAGCGUUUUAUCUUGCAACAUUGGGUGGUGCUAAAGCUCUGAAUUUGGAUGAUAAGAUCGGAAAUUUUGAAGUUGGCAAGGAUUUCGACGCGCUACUAAUAGACGCAUACGCUCCCGACGGCCCCAUAGACGAGUACGAGUAUUCCGUGGACGAAAAUAAGGAAGAACAUGCCGUUAGCCUUCUCCAAAGGUUCAUCUAUUUGGGGGACGAUAGAAAUAUCCUCCAAGUCUAUGUUAAAGGAAAGAGCGUCAAAACUAUUUAAACAUAUUUUCUUUGUUACUUAUUUACAUAUUAUGUAAAGAAUGAGAAUAUAUAUAAAUUG